CUCAGGUACAGCAGCCAGCCACAUUGCUUCUCCUUCUUGAGUAGCUCGAUCGCCUUGGAUCCAUGGACCAUCACGUCGGCUCCUCCCACGUGCACGCCGACGGCGAGCGCAGGGCCAAGGAGGAGGACGUCGUCGUCGUGCUCGCCGUCGACGCCGAGGCGGCCGAGGCCGACGUCCACCCGGGCGACGACGACGGCGGCGUCAACUACAUGGCCCGCGCGCAGUGGCUCCGCGCGGCGGUCCUCGGCGCCAACGACGGCCUCGUCUCCGUGGCGUCCCUCAUGAUCGGCGUCAGCGCCGUGAACGACGCCGGCAAGACGAUGCUCGUGUCGGGCCUCGCCGGGCUGGUGGCCGGCGCCUGCAGCAUGGCCAUCGGCGAGUUCGUGUCCGUGUACGCGCAGUACGACAUCGAGGUGGCCCAGAUCAAGCGCGACGGCGCCAAGGGCAAGAAGGAGAGCCUGGCGAGCCCGACGCUGGCCGCGCUCGCGUCCGCGCUGGCGUUCGCGGUGGGCGCGCUCCUGCCGCUGCUGGCCGGCGGGUUCGUGAGGCCGUAUGGCGCUAGGGUCGGGGCGGUGUGCGCGGCGACCACCGUGGGCCUGGCCGGCUUCGGCGCGGCGGGCGGUUACCUGGGCGGCGCGAGCAUGUUACGGUCGGGGUCCAGGGUCCUCCUGGGCGGGUGGGUCGCCAUGGCUGUCACUUACGGCGUGCUCUGGCUGUUUGCCAAGGUGUCCCACAUUCACGUCUCGUCGUUGAGGUGAAGUGGCCGUGCUGGGUUGGCAGGUGGUGGGUGGAGUGAUUUGCAGAAUUAAUACAAGGGCUCUAGAGCUAGCUGUGUCAAUUGAUACUUAGUCGUCUACAUUUGGUUAAUGGCUACCCAUAUCCUAGUAGAGAUCUCCCGGAUCAAUCGUUGUGUAAUGGCUCUGGUUGGUGGCAAUGUAAGGCAAGGCUAAUGAAAAUACUAUACAUGCUUUUUACCA
Messenger RNA from Aegilops tauschii subsp. strangulata, 977 nucleotides. RefSeq names its product vacuolar iron transporter homolog 2-like. Gene Ontology annotation, biological process: intracellular manganese ion homeostasis. Lineage: Eukaryota; Viridiplantae; Streptophyta; Magnoliopsida; Poales; Poaceae. The record is from RefSeq and is a predicted model, not a curated record. Gene Ontology annotation, molecular function: manganese ion transmembrane transporter activity.